This is a messenger RNA of Beta vulgaris subsp. vulgaris (sugar beet), 1085 nucleotides long. RefSeq lists its product as hypothetical. The transcript has 3 exons. NCBI's taxonomy places the organism in Eukaryota, Viridiplantae, Streptophyta, Magnoliopsida, Caryophyllales, Amaranthaceae. The record is from RefSeq and is a predicted model, not a curated record. Bases 239 to 832 code for a protein of 197 amino acids.
CUUUCCACUUAUUUCCUAUAAAAACAACUUCAUGAUAACAUUCUCCUUAAAUCAAGUCACAAAAACAUAACCCUUUUACACACCUGAACACAACAUAGAGUUGCUGUUGCUGCAAUAAACACCCCCAAAAAAAUUUAACCAUUAUUCCAAAGAUCAAAAUCCUCCAUUCCAAAACCUCAAGAACAGCAAAAAAACAGUGAAAGAAGUAAAAAAAAAAAAAAAAAAAAAAAAAACAGAAAUGGAGGGAGGAGGAAACAUGGGACCCACUGCCACCUCACACUCUCACUCUCACUCUCACUCUCACUCUAGACCAGUGAGAACUUCUUCUCGUUACUUUUACGGCCACUCUUCUUCUUCUCCGGCCAACUUUAGUGGGCCCGUUAGAAGGUGGGAGAAGAAAUGGGUCCACGUGUCUUCAUCUCAGCCAUCCACUGCUAAUAAACCUCGUAAAUUCUUCUUAUCCAACGGUCUAAAAUCACCCAGUUCACCUCUUCUUCUUUGUAAGUGGACCCCACUUUCUCGCCCUCAAUCAUGCUCCGGUAACGGUCAAAUUUCUCGUCGUAAGUUUCGGUAUACUCCGAUUACAGUCUUUGAGGAGAAGAAGAAGCUGACAGAAAAAGAAAUUGCUGAUAAAGAUAAUGUAGAAGAAACCAAUCAGUCUCUGGAGAGGCCAGCAAUGGACAGUGAUGAUAUCUAUGGGUUACUCGAUAUGAAUAGUGACCUCAUGGGAGCACAUCAGGAAAGCAGUGGGGUUGAUUUAAUUUAUACGAGGAGAAGCCACUUGAAUCUCGGGUUAAACCUGGAGAACAAGUAUAAAGAUGGUCUGAUCUGAACACAAGAGGAUCUCGGGCCACAAAUUAAUAACUUUUGCCUGUGGAUAGCUUUGCAGUGAAAGCUCUUGCUUCGUGGUUCUUGUAGAUUGGUGUCAUCCAUGACUUCGGCCAUAUAGGUAGUAGAAUCAUGUUAAGUUUGUAAGUAUUGCAUCCUUAGGAUUGUGAAGUCCUGUUGCAACUGUAUGUUGCUUGAAUGUUAUGUAAUGGCAAGUUUCUUUUGGUGCAUGACGAGUUAGUUCAUGUGCUAAUAUA